Molecule: messenger RNA, 1275 nt
Organism: Diplodia corticola
Lineage: Eukaryota; Fungi; Ascomycota; Dothideomycetes; Botryosphaeriales; Botryosphaeriaceae
Exons: 1
Coding region: 1-1275 (424 amino acids)
Source: RefSeq, a predicted model, not a curated record
AUGCGCAAGUGUCAGCAUCUAUCACUAUGCCCACAGCAAAGGGAGACGAGUAGAUCGAGCCGAGAAAAUAAUGAAGAGUCUCACUCACGGCAAGUGAUUGCGACCGCAGCAGUGAGCACUGUACCUCAGCCACACGGUGGCGGCUUGGAGCCUUGGACGCAUACUCCACAGCGACAAGCCUCCAAGGUCAGCGCAGUGCCGACAUCACACGAGCCUGCUUCUUCUACCACCAUCAUCCUCUUGUCACGUCUCACGCGCCGACCACAAUCCAGCGGGGACGAAAACGACCGGAAGAUCAACGACAUCGACGACAACCGCAACGACCCCAACGACGACAGUUGUCUCAACUCGAUCCUAACCCGCACCACCCUCCAGCGAAACCUCACCAUCCUCCCUCCAAACAACCCACCCGACCAGACCAGACCAGACCAGCCCACCCCGCCCCACCCCACCCAAAUGCUCGCUCCCGCUCCCCAGCGCCACGCCCCCGCACCCGCGCCGCCGCCGCCGCCGCCGCCGCCGCCGCCGCCGAAUCCAACCACCACCGCACCACCCACCAGGCCGUCGCCGUCGCCGCCACCACCCUUCUCCCCACCACCGCCCUACGCGCCCGCCAUGCCCACCUUCACCUCCACAUCCACCGCCCAAGCCCACCCCCUCCCCCUCGCCGCCGCAGCAGUAGUCCAGCUCUGCCGGUACGGCCCCGCGCCGCUCGUCAUGCAGACGCGACGCGCGUACGUGCCCGAAGGGCUGGACCGGUUCUUGGUCCACGGCGGGCGGAUGCGGUUCGUUGCGCGGCGGUGGAGCGGGGUUGAGGAGGUGGAUGAGGAUGAGGAGGAUGAGGAGGGUGAGGGGGAGGAAGGUGAGGAGGGUGAGAGCGAUGAUGGGGGUGGGACGGUGUGGUUUGAUGCGGUGGAGGAGCUUGAUGGCGGGGGGGAUGGAGCGGGGACGGGGACGGAGACGGGGAUGCUGGAUGAUGAGGAUGGGGGGGCACGCCGGUGGCGCUGCUGGUGCGGUACUAGUGUGCACGGCGGAGGUGGCGAUGAGGAGGUGCGGCGCUCAGGGCUGUCGGUUGGGGAGGAGCUCGCGGGCGGCGAGGGCUGUGUGCGUCGCGCGGUUGUGUGGCGCCUGGAGACGGAGGCGGGUGGGGGCGAGGAGGAUGGCGAUCAGGAGGCUGAGGAGGAGGCUGAGAGCGAUAUGGAGUCUGAUGUCGCUGAAUGGGGAAGCUGCGAUGGCUCCGAUGACUCCUCGAAGAGGAUGUUCGGGAAUCGUUAA